Zonotrichia leucophrys gambelii is the source of this 2769-nucleotide messenger RNA. RefSeq names its product A-kinase anchor protein 8-like. The coding region runs from base 368 to 2314 and encodes 648 amino acids. Gene Ontology annotation, molecular function: protein kinase A regulatory subunit binding; DNA binding. Lineage: Eukaryota; Metazoa; Chordata; Aves; Passeriformes; Passerellidae. Gene Ontology annotation, cellular component: nucleus; nuclear matrix. The record is from RefSeq and is a predicted model, not a curated record. The transcript is spliced from 13 exons.
CGGCACCGGGACGGGAGGGACCGCGGGCACCGGGACCGGGAGGGGCCGGAGGGGUCCGUGAGGGGCGGCGGGUUCGUCAGGGGCCGCUAGGGUCGGUGAGGAGCGGGAACCGUGAGGCCCGGCGGGUCCGUGACGGGCAGAGGGAUCCGUGAGGGGCGGCUGAGGGUACGGAGAUUGGAAUUCGGGCUCGAGCAGAGGGUACGAGGGCUAUGCCUACGGCUACGGCUGCGGCCCCGAGGGCUCCGGGGGCUUCGGCUUCGGAUCGGCCGCCGGCAAUUCCUGGGAUUUGGGCAAUUCCCAAACCGACGGCGGCACCGAGGGCGGCGACGGCCCCGGGAAAGCGCGGCAGGAACCGGGGGGAGCCGGGAUGCACCUGGAGAGUGAGGGAGCGCCGGGACGGGGGUACCCGGAAAGGUACGAUCCCUACGAAUCCUACGGCGACUCCCGCGUGAGCGAGCACCGGGAUCUGUACCGGGCAUCCUUCGGCUACCCCGGCGAUUACCGGAGCCAUUAUCCCGCCCAUUAUCCCAACGAUUAUCACAACGAUUACCCUAAUGAUUAUCCUGAUUACCCUAAUGAUUAUCCCAAUGAUUACCCUAAUGAUUAUCCCAACGAUUAUCCCAAUGAUUAUCCCAACGAUUAUCCCAACGAUUAUCCCAACGAUUAUCCCGAUUAUCCCAACGAUUAUCCCGAUUUCCCCGCCGAGCCCGAGCCCGACCCCGCCGGUUUCCUGGGCCGCCGCCGGGCUCAGGCUCCGUUCCCGGGCUCCCGCCCGCCCUGGGGCUGCCGGGACCGGGCGGGGUUCGCGGGGUUCCGCCCGCGGGGGGGGGGCUGGGCCGAGCCCCGAGGCCCCGCCCCCCGAGGCCACGCCCCCCGCCAGGCCCCGCCCCCUCCGCUGUUCCCGCCCCCGCCGGGCCCCGCCCGCGGCACCAAACGGCAGCGCCGGGCCUGGCGCCUGUGGGACGGCGAGUGCAGGCGCAAGCGGCCCCGCCGGGACUGGCUGGGGCGGCGCCGGCAGCCGACGGACGGACACGGACGGACGGACGGAUCCGAGAACUCCAGCUCCGACAACGAGGAAGGCACAGAAGGAGAAUCCGGAGAAAAGGAAGAAUCCAGAGGGGAAGGGGAGGAUGAGGAGGGAAGAGAUUCUGAGAAAGGGGCCCUGAGCAAUCCCGAGGAGAAUCCGGAGCUUUCCCAGCCGAGGCCGAAGCUCCCGAGGAAAUCCCAGGAGCGGCAGAAGAGGCGGCACCGGGACCGCAUGGUCGAGAGGAUCCAGUUCGUUUGCUCUCUCUGCAAGUUCCGGACGUUCUUUGAGGACGAGAUCCGGCAGCACCUGGAGAGCAAAUUCCACCAGGAGCAUUUCCGGUUCGUGGGGGCGCGGCUGCCGGCGCGGACGGCCCAGUUCCUGCAGGAGUACGUGGCCAACAAGACGCGGAAGACGGAGGAGCGGCGCCGCGGGAUCCGGGACAUCAACGCCGUCAUCCAGCAGAUCCACAGGGAGCAGGACCUCACCCAGGAGCUGGGCCUGGAGCACUUUGUGCGCAGGGUGGAGGCCGCUCACUGCUCUGCCUGCGACCUCCUGCUGCCCAUGCACUGGGGAUCCAUCCAGAGACACCUGCGAGCGCCCGAGCACGGCCACAACCGCAGGGCCAUGCUGGAGCAAUCCAAGCGAGCGUCGCUGGCGGUGGCGCGGAGCAUCCUCAACAACAAACUGAUCAGCAGCAAACUGCAGAGCUUCCUGCAGGGGGAAAAUCCAUUCACGGACGAUGCUGAGGAAAAGGAGGAGCACGAGGAAAAUCCAACAGAGAAUCCCCAAAAUCCUGAGGAAAAUCCCCAAAAUCCAGAAAAUCCCACAGAAAAACACCCAAAUCCUGAAAAUUCAACGAAAAAUCCCCCAAAUCCAGAAGAAAAUCCUGAAAAUCCCACAGAAAACCCCAAAAAAACGGAAGAAAAUCCUGAAAAUUCCACAGAAAAUCUUGAAAAUCCGGAGGAAAAUCUGGAAAAUUCUACAGAAAAUCCCCAAAAUCCGGAGGAAAAUCUGGAAAAUUCUACAGAAAAUCCCCAAAAUCUCAAGGAUUCUGAGGAAAAUCUGGAAGAAUUGGAAGAAAAUCCGGAAAAUUCUGGGAAAAUUCCGGAAAAUUCUGAGGAAAAAUCCAAGGAAAAUGAAAAUUCCGAGGAAAUUUCAGCAGCCAAAAAGCAGCAAAAGGGACCAGGGACAAACCCAGAGGGGGAAAAUUCCCAAAAUUCCCAAAUUUCCCAAAAUUCCCCAAGUUCUGAGGAGGUCCCGGAAAGUUCUGGAAGGUUCCAGGAGUGAAUCCUGCAGGGAAAAGGACCCGGAACGGCCCCAAAUCCUGGAAAUUCUGGGGAUUCCUGGAAAAAAAUGGGAAUUUUCGUGGGUUUUUGGGAAUUCCUGAGGAAAAAGGGGAAUUUUCUUGGGUUUUUUGGGAAUUUCUUGGGAUAAAAGGGAAUUUUGUGGAAGAUUUUUUUGGGAAUUCCUGAGGGGAAAAAGGAAUUUUCUGGGAUUUCUUGGAGAAUUUCUGGGAAAAAAAGGGAAUUUGAAUUUUGUGGGGAAUUUAUGGGAAAACCAGGGAAUUUUGUUGGAUUUUUUGGGAAUUUUGUUGGAUUUUUGGGAUUUCCUGGCAUAAUUUACGUGGAUUUUUUUGGGAAUUCCCAAGGGGAAAAGAGAAUUUAUUUGGGGUUUUUUGGGAAUUUCUAGGGGAAAAAAGGGAAUUUUGUUGGAUUUCUUUAGGAAUUUUGUUGGGGUUUUUG